AUGCCAAAAGAUGACCCAGCUGAAGUUGUGGCCUGUGAAACUAAAAAGGGUAGAAAAAGAAUUAGAGCAAAAGCACCUUCUAGCUCACAUAAAAAGACUGCUUCUGCACAAACACCUACAUCAAUCCGCAAAUCCUCUU
This is a messenger RNA of Dentiscutata erythropus, 139 nucleotides long. The record is from the annotation of a GenBank genome assembly. Lineage: Eukaryota; Fungi; Glomeromycota; Glomeromycetes; Diversisporales; Gigasporaceae.